Molecule: messenger RNA, 682 nt
Organism: Camelina sativa (false flax)
Lineage: Eukaryota; Viridiplantae; Streptophyta; Magnoliopsida; Brassicales; Brassicaceae
Gene: PSK1
Product: phytosulfokine 1 precursor
Biological process (GO): cell population proliferation
Cellular component (GO): extracellular region
Molecular function (GO): growth factor activity
Source: RefSeq, a predicted model, not a curated record
GAAAGCGUUGACACCAAGAUGCCAAAGUUUGACUUCCCUUUCUCUCUCUCUCUUUCUGCUUCAUCGAUCUUUCCUCCUUCUGCUUCAUUAUGAAACCCCCAUUUCUCUAUACAGCAUUUAUGGUCUAUCCAGCCGCAUCUUCGUAUUUUAUACUACUAAUAUACUAAAGUCAAAUAUCUCUGUAUAUUAGUAUUUGUUAAUAAAUUUAUCUGUAUGGCCUUUAUAUACAAAAUAACACUUUUAUUUAUUCAACUCUUAGAGAGAAGUAGAAGAAAAAGGAAAGAAAUGAUGAAGAAGAAAAGUGAAGUGAUGAUCUUCUUCUUCUUCACUCUAGUAUUGCUUCUAAGCAUGGCUUCACGUGUUAUUUCAAGAGAAGAUGGUUUUGCUCCUCCUAAACCAUCUCCCUCCGCACAUGAGAAAGCAAGAAACAGUAAAGGUGAUGGAGAUGGAGUACUAGAGUGCAAGAAUUCAGACAGUGAAGAAGAAUGUCUUGUGAAGAAAGCCGUAGCUGCUCACACCGAUUACAUCUAUACACAAGACUUAAACCUAUCUCCUUGAAACAAGAACUAUUACUAUUUGUCUCUUAUUUAACAAACUAUAAACGUAAGCAAGGUCUCCCUGACCAUGUGUUUUAUGACUUCAUCAUGUUCUUUUAUCCUAAGCUUCGUUUAGUUUCUGUUAA